AUGGAGCUUGGCAAGGGGGGUUGCUGCAUCGACAGCGGGGAGGCGCGCAUCAGGCAGCUUGGGUACAAGCAGGAAUUGGCACGCAACUUUGGCCUGCUGUCAAAUGCUUCCAUCGGCUUCACUGCCAUCAGUAUCCUGACUGGUAUCACAGCGUCCUUUGGAGUGGGCUACAAUAAUGGCGGCCCGGUGUCCAUUGUGUGGGGCUGGGUGCUGGUGUCGAUCAUGAGUCUUGCUGUGGCGUCCUGCAUGGCAGAGAUCACAUCAUCGCUGCCCAUCAGCGGGGGCCCCUAUUACUGCUCUCAGAGAAAUGGAGGAGUAAUAAAAAUUCUCAUGUGGCAUGCAGGUUGGCUGAAUCUGUUGGGGCAGGUGGCGCUGACCGCCUCUGUUGACUCUUGCCUGGCCAAUCACAUCGCGGCAAUUUGGGUCAUCUACAAUGGCCAUGUAUUCCAGCAGGAAGAGCUGCUGCUCUGCUAUGCAGUGUGCCUGGUGAUGCACGGCUUCAUCAACAUGAUGUCAGCGAGAUGGAUGGCGCGAUUCAUGCUGCUGUCAGGGGUCUACCAGCUGGUUGCGUCAGUGGUAGUCAUCGUACUAAUCCCCACCAUCGCGCCGACUCACCAGAGCGCCAAAUUCGUCUUCCUGACCUUCGACACCUCCACCAGUGCCAGCAACGCCCCCAGCAGCGCGUACCUGUUCAUCUUGGGGAUGCUCAUGAGCCAAUACACAAUCACCGGCUAUGACUCGUGUGGGCAUUUGAGCGAGGAGACAAAGAACGCUGACCGGACAUGUCCGCGGGGCAUCAUGAUGGCUGUAGGGACUUCUGUGGUGCUGGGCUUUGGUUAUGUCAUCGCCCUGCUCUUCUCUGUUCAGAAUGUGGAGGAUUUGAAUACCGGUAAGGCGAAUGGUUAUGUGAGCGGCCAGAUCUACUACGAUGUUGUCAUGGCGCGAUUUGGAGACCCCAGGAUUGCAGUGGGCAUCAUGGCUCUUCCAGCAAUGGCCAUGUUCUUCUGCGGCGCCUCCUGUGUCACAUCCAACUCCAGGAUGCUUUGGAGCUUCUCCAGGGACGGGGGCAUCCCUUUCCACCAGCUCUGGUCAGCCAUCAAUGAGAGCACGCAGACGCCCAUCCUCUCAGUGUGGGCCAUGGUCACCUUUGCCUUUCUGCUGGGCCUGCCCAUGCUCCACUCCACGUCAGCAUUCCAGGCUGUCACUUCCAUCUGCUCCAUCGGACUCUACAUCAGCUAUGGUAUCCCCAUUCUGAUGCGGAUUAUAAACAACAGGCGAUUCGAACCGGGGCCGUUCAACCUGGGGCGUUACGGGCCGUACAUCGGCUCUGUGGCAGUUGCAUGGGUGGUUGUCAUCACGGUGGCGUUUGUGCUGCCGACAAGCUACCCGGUGACUACGCAGACACUGAAUUACUCAGGGGUGGCUGUUGGGACCGUAAUGGUUGGCGCAGUGCUCAUGUGGUUCCUGCCGAGCAUUGGCGCUCGGCACUGGUUCCGUGGGGAGAUGCCAACCUACAAACCUGAACUAGAAUCGGUGCGUCCCCAAGUCUUUUCACAUUGGUCGUUUGCAAAUGUUUCCAGAUCGACUAUACACAAGAUGAUCAGUGUGGCAGCCAUGCACUGGAGUUAUUUUGGCAUGCUGCGCUGUGCAUAUGAUAUUAUAAUAGAGAAUUUUUGUUGA
Coccomyxa subellipsoidea C-169 is the source of this 1680-nucleotide messenger RNA. Its product is annotated as amino acid transporter. Bases 1 to 1680 code for a protein of 559 amino acids. The record is from RefSeq and is a predicted model, not a curated record. Lineage: Eukaryota; Viridiplantae; Chlorophyta; Trebouxiophyceae; Coccomyxaceae. Gene Ontology annotation, cellular component: membrane. Gene Ontology annotation, molecular function: transmembrane transporter activity. Gene Ontology annotation, biological process: amino acid transport; transmembrane transport. The transcript is spliced from 11 exons.